AUCAAUUGUACCAAUACAAUAAUAAUCUGGCUCCGAACAAAUGGUGUUCCAACUGUGAAAUCUCAGGUUGCCUCACGCUCUUUUCUCCACACUUGAGUCUUACUCAACAUGUCUUACGAACAUUCCAUUCUCUAUUAUCGUGCUGGUUUAUCCGUGAUCACAACAUGUUUAAUAUUCGGUGGUUCUCGUCAAGUUAGUGGGAUUGUUUUCCGUCGUGAGUCAAGAGAAAGUUAUAGCAAUAACGCCGUUGGAGAUUCUUGGGAGAAGGAAAUUGGACGCUCUUCAGAAUCUUUGAGAAGCUACAAUGAUAGAGACUAUCAACAACAUUUUUCUGAAGGAGGUGGUAUUCUGAUUGACAAUUCAAACUUUGCACACGAAGCUGAUCUCGACGAGGAAACCAAAAAAGUGAAAGAGGAAAAGAUCAAAUGGAAAGGCUGGAAUUAUUUAGAUACAUCAAAAGGUGGUUGGACACCUCAUGAAAAAACAGUCAGUUUCCAAUUCUUGGAUGACGAUGGGAGGUAUGCUCAUGCUCCACCACGCUGGCCCCACGAUGAAUAUAUGCUCCAAUUUGGUCACCCUUUUGUUCCUCAAGAUUUUGGACUGAAAAAUGGUAGUGAUGCUGCAAAUGUGGGAAUAUCGAAUGCUUUGUCUGAAACCAAUAAUUUUGAGUCAAACCGAGCUCAUGAAUGGCAAAAGCUACGACCUUACCCUUCAAAGGGACAUUUUAUCGGGCCUGGCUUUUAUGAUGGUUCAACCUCCAGUUUAGCAUACAAUCCCCCUCCUCCGUAUAAUACCCACCAAGCAAUUACCGAUAGCACCAUCACCACUUCGAGUGCGAGUGCCUCAUCCAGCGGUGUUGACUCUGGGGAUGGACAAAUUCCAAAUGCUGUCAGUGAAUCAGCCACCCAUGGGAAAUUAUUUCCAGGAGCGUAUGGAGGGAGUCCUUAUGACUAUUACCGAAGAAAGAGGUUGCGCUUAAAGUUGCAUCCGGGGCUGAUUGCUGCUCCGAUCGCAGGAUUUGCUGCGUAUAAGGCUGUUUCUGCCAUUGCUUCAAAACCGUUGCUCUUUGAACUUGGAUGGGUCGGAAAUAAACCGAACAUUGAUUUUGGAGGUGGGUGGGGUUGGCCACAACAACCGAGACCGCCUUAUCCCUAUUAUCCAAACCCAUACCCUUCUCCAGUAAUUCACCCAAUUCACAUCCCACCCGGUCAUGGUGGUCCAAUCGUCCCAAUUUUGAGACCAAAGAGGGUUCAACAGAAUCCUCAAAAGUCUGCUUGGUGGAAUCCUUUUGCUGCACUCACUCCCAGAUUUCAAAACAAAAAAGAUGACCGAACAUUUUGUUGUCAAGAUGAAAAAGAACCAAGGACAAUCUAAACCUCCAGUGAUGACCUCGUCAUCUAAAUAUAUUGCCAUUUUAAAAUUACGAUGACUAUGCUAAAUCGGUAGUCGUCUUGAGAAAACGCUUGCGUACGUAUUAACACAGACAGAUAUAGACAUUCCACAUUAAAGUUUAAGUUAGUAAUUUAUUAUUUACAAUAAAAUUCCACGGUAUAACUAGCU
This is a messenger RNA of Folsomia candida, 1560 nucleotides long. RefSeq lists its product as uncharacterized. The transcript has 4 exons. Lineage: Eukaryota; Metazoa; Arthropoda; Collembola; Entomobryomorpha; Isotomidae. Bases 109 to 1374 code for a protein of 421 amino acids. The record is from RefSeq and is a predicted model, not a curated record.